AAACUCCACCGCCGGUGCUCAACGCAAGAUUGUCGCCGAUUUUAACCUCUACAAGGAGUCUGCCGCAGCUGUCAAUUGGAAAGUUCACCAGAUCCUCCACCGCCUUCCUUCUCCACCCACACUUCACCGACCGAAUUGCAACCAUCAAAGCAGCAACGUAGAUAUCAUUAACGACAAAUUUCUUGUUUCCUGCUCUGUCAAUGACUCAAUGGCGACGGUGCGGCGGUUCUUCAAUACUCUGAAGAGUCGAAACCUUUAAAAGACCGCCCUAGGAUGUUUUUCCUUCCGCUCUCCGUGGCCGUCGCUUUUUGUUCCUUUACAAAAUCCUAAUCUGGCUGCGUGGAGAAGGAGGUGGCAACGAUGCGGCAAACAAGAUGAAGUAGAAUCAUUACCAAUAGUACGCAGGUAAAAUUGUAAACCGGGGUCCAUUACAUGGUACUCCCUCGGUCUCAAAAUUAUUGUCCAGUUUGAGUUUUUUCGAGCAGACUCUUACUUUUUAAAAUUUUCAGUUGAUAGUUUUGCUUGUGAAAAAUCUAUAAAUAUUUCGUGUUGGCUCCCAGCAGAAUAAUUGAUUGGUAAGCGGCUGAUACAAUAUGGGUGAUCAAUCCAUUGUCGUUUGUCUAUUGGUUUGGGAAGCACAUUGCAACUUAAACAACAAACAAAUAGAGGGUGUUCUUCUAUCCAAUCGGCUACACCUUGUCCCGCCAACACAAAAAGGAGAACGCAGGGAGAUUGAGAGAGCGAUUUUAUUUAUUUUUUUUUGUCCCUGGUCGAAGCCACAACACUCCCUGCUCCAUAGUUUACUACGGGUCCCUGAAGACACCGUCAAGAUAUGUUUUUGACUGAUCUGCCACGGGAAAUUAUUGUCAAUGCCUUCAUAGAACUUCUAUGGGAACUUCUAUAAAAAUGAAGCAGGAUAAUAUUUGUUUAUACAUUAUGCAUUCUACAUUUUUUGCUUAAAGAUGCUGCAAUGUUCUACUUUGUCGUUAGCAUAUAAAAUAAAUGGUCUGCAUCUGCUUCUUUUGAUUUCGUUUCUUUUUCUAUUUCGAUUAUUGUUGAUUUAUGAUUAUUCAGACUUAAAAAAUUUGCUUUCUCCUUACCGGUUGUUUUGUGAUGUAGUUCUAGGCUUUUAGGGUGCAUUCAAAAGGAUGGUUUGAUUUCAGAAGGUUUUAUGAUUCUGGAUCUUAAUGAGGAGAGAAAGUUUAAAUCACAUAACGCUUUUCAUAGUCUCCUCAGCGCAUCUUUCGAUCAGGUUUGAAUGUUUUUUCUGUUUUUGUUUGUGUUUUUUGAAGUUGCAAUCAUUGGAUUUGAUAAGAAAAAAUUAUGGCAAAUUGCUUUAAUACGGUCCAAGUGUUCUUAUCUAUUUAAUUCUUUUAAUUUUAGUUCUUUAAAAUUAUGGCAACUGCUCUCUGUUUUUUAGUUCCGCUAAAUUCUUUAAUUGAGUUGAUUGAUUAUUGUAAAUAUUGCACAAGGUCUUCAUUUUGUGAAUAUUUGGAUGGCAUAUCUAUGGUUUUGAUAGAUUAGGAUAGAUGAGCUAUACAAGCUUUUUCCUAGAGUUUGAGACCUCUUUGGUUUUGUUUAUUAGAUGCUAAGUACUCUCACCGUUUUUCUUUUAGAUUUCUAUUCAUUGUGGAUGCUAAAUAUAAUCUUCAUGUGUUCUGUUUUGAGCUUACUUAGGGAUGUCCUUUGAUGGUGUAAAAACAAAGUUUUCUCAUGUUUUACCGGGUGCUAGGCAGUUUGGUUAUAUUACAAGUUUCAAAAUUUACUUGACUUUGAAGCAGCCUUGAUUCAGUUGUGAUAGGGGUAUACUCUAUUGUGUAAUUUUAAAGUGAGCCCCACUAACACGUAAUUUUCAUUGCUUUGACAAGAUGAAUGGGAAGUAUCUUCUUUGUGAUUGUCCUUCAAUGUCUUGUUUGGCGCUACUUGAGAAAAUAACAGUUCAAAGAUAACAUCACAUCAAACGAGUGAAAUUUCCGUGCAGAUAGUUCUUUUUGGAUUUCCUUCAAGUCAUUGGCUUUAUUUCUUAGGCUUUGUUGCUAUCUUUCUGUUCAUGUUAUAGAGUUUGCAGAAUCUAUCAAACUAGAUGGCUGUGAGGUUACAUGCUCGGGACUGAAAGCUAUUGGAAACCGGUGCGUGUCGCAUUGUCAAUUUUGAAUCAUAGUGAUUACUGUUUGGUGACUUUCACCUAAAUCAAAGCACCUUGUUAGCUGUCGAAAUCACCUCUUUUCCAGCGUUCAGAUGGAACCGAACCCUUCCAUGUGGUUGCGUGGACAAACUCUUGGAAACCCAUUGGGAUUUGAUGAGGGUGCAGCUCUGCUCAGGUACAUCAUUUGUAAAACACAAAGUCAGAACAGAGGGUAUUCUAGCAAUCCUCGACAUGCAGCCAUUACUAUAUGCGCUGGUAAGUCGAAAAUGUUUCAAAGACUACUGUUAAUCAUGUUAAACAAUGUUCGACACUGCUGUGGAGCCAGUUUAUAUUUGUUGGGAUUGCUUUUGUUUUGGAGCAUUAGGAUACAAAUUAAGUACUUAAGAGUUUGGAAAUUGAAAGAAUGAGUUAUACAAAAGGAGUACUUCAUCCCUGCAGUUGAAGUCGAAAAGGUUAUAAAUUUUUUCUAUUCUCUCAUCCAUUAGUCGUGAACCGUUGAGAAGGCAUUGAUUUUCCAGAGCAUAUGCUGAUCAGAACUUCCUUCACGUUCUGGAGCUUUACUGUUUUCUAUGCGAACUUGCUGGUGAUUGUAGAUUUCAUGGGUACAAACCUAAGAGAUUUGGUGCCGAGACUUGUGUGCACGUGGAGGGUGAGCUUUGCCUUCUAUUGGAUUUGAAGAAGCAUCUAUCUGUUCGUCCCUGAAUCUAAUUUUAGAAUCUCUGUGUUUCUUUUCAUAUACUGUUGUUUUUUUCGCUUUUAUGGGCUGAUUUUAAUAGUUAGGAAUUAAGAAACACCACAAGUAUCAAGCUUUCCUUUGAUUUGCUUAUUGUUGAACAUUGAGAGCUUUAUUGUCAGGGCAAACUCUCUCAAGAUUUGUCUCUAUUCCCGAUCUUCCUCUGAUUUUCUACUACAUAAGAAGCUGCCACGAUGAAUUUGUGAUGCUUCCGUUACGAGAGUUUAAAGGCAGAUCCAUACAAAACUUUGGUAGGCUAUAAAGGUGGAAGCAAUUUUACUUGAAGAAAACAGGUUGCAAUAAUUAUUAUUGUUGUUUGUUUUGCUUCUUCCAUUUUUAAUAAAAAAGAAAGAAUGGAUGAUGAUAACUUUGGAAACUGAUAUAAAUUUUUGCCAAC
Messenger RNA from Oldenlandia corymbosa var. corymbosa, 3276 nucleotides. The record is from the annotation of a GenBank genome assembly. Lineage: Eukaryota; Viridiplantae; Streptophyta; Magnoliopsida; Gentianales; Rubiaceae.